AUGACAUGCUUCCUCCAGGUUCUCGCCUGCCUUGCUGGAGUGGUUUUCGGCGCGAGCGCAGACUGCAUGGUAGAAAUUGGCGACUCCACCCUGACCUUAGAAGGCAUUAUCAGCAAGCGUUUUGCGAACAAGGAGUGGCAGGAGAACCGCACAGUGCCGGACGAGAUGAUCCGACAGAUGUUGGAGUACGUUCUGAAAGCCCCAAGUGCCCUCAACACCCAGCCGGGCAGAUUGAUCAUCGUCGACACAAAGGAGGGAAAAGAGCGGCUGGCAGCAGCCAUGCACGGGCCCAAUCCAGACCACGUCUUGUCAUCCUCCUUCUCCGUUGUCUUCGCCGCCGACCCGGAUCCUCCGCUUCCUGCCGAUGCACCAGACUUCGCAGCCCGAGUGCUGAAGGAGGUGUCCCUGCACCAGGCAUGCAGCCCUCGAGCAUGGGCCGAGAAGCAGGUUAUGCUUCAGGUAGCAUAUUUCCUUCUGGAAGCCACAGCGCAUGGCCUGAACACGAACCCCAUGGAGGGCUUCAAGUCACCUGCAGCAGUGCGAGAGGCGGUGGGCUUGCCUGACAACCAUGGCGUAGCCGUCGUUGUGGCUGUGGGCUAUGCAAAGCAAGCAGGAUUCCAGGCUUCCAGACGGCCCUUGAAGGAGGUUUGCUUCCGAGGCCGCUUCGGCACUCCGUUCGGAUCUGUGUGA
Molecule: messenger RNA, 690 nt
Organism: Symbiodinium pilosum
Lineage: Eukaryota; Dinophyceae; Suessiales; Symbiodiniaceae
Source: the annotation of a GenBank genome assembly